ACCAGAGGCGGCGGCGGAGGCGGCAUGGGCAAGAAGAAGGCGGCGUCGGUGGGGCUGGGCCGGGCGCUCAUCCGGGAGCGCAGCCAGGGGCGCGGGGGCCGCCGGGCGGCAGAGGGAUGGCUGCACACCAGCGAAUUGAACGACGGAUACGACUGGGGACGACUAAACCUUCAGUCCGUCACUGAGCAGAACUCGCUGGAGGAGUUCUUGGCUACCGCUGAGCUGGCAGGAACCGAAUUUGUGGCAGAGAAGCUGAACAUCAAGAUUGUUCCUCCUGAGGCUCAGACUGGUUUGUUGACAACGGAAGAGACUCGGAAAAUCCAAGAGUUGCAUGAGCAGAACAAGCACUUCUUGUGCAUCCCGAGAAGGCCACGUUGGGACAAGCGGACCAGUCCUGAGAUGCUGAACCAAGCAGAAAGAGACAGCUUCCUGGAGUGGAGGAGGCGUCUCGCUCGUCUGGAGGAAGAACAGAAACUCAUUUUGACCCCAUUUGAGCGGAAUUUGGAUUUUUGGCGUCAGCUGUGGCGAGUCCUUGAAAGAAGUGACGUUGUGGUUCAGAUUGUGGAUGCCAGAAACCCCCUUCUCUUCCGGUGCCGCGAUCUGGAAUGUUACGCCAAAGAGAUCAGCCCCGAGAAGGAGAAUCUCGUCCUGCUCAACAAGGCUGACCUGCUGAGUGAGGAGCAGCGCUGCGCCUGGGCCCGCUUCUUCCAGGACGAAGGGGUCCGAGUGGUCUUCUGGUCUGCCCUGGAGGAGGCGAGGCGCCUGGCAGAGGACAGCUCUCAGGGGUCAGAAGCUGCGCAAGAACCAGGCCUGGACGAGGACCAUUGCAGCGAGGAGGAGAUGCAGACCUCAAGCUGCCACGCUCUCUCUUGGCCUCUUGGGAACAAAGAGCCCGGCAGCGGUGAAGAGGAAGACAGCGACGUCUAUGAGGACUGUGAGGAGGAAGAGGAGGAGGAGGCCUGGCUGACCUGCUCUGAAGACGGGGAGAGCAGAGCCCCUGUUGGGUCUGUGGGGCAAAGCAGGACUGAUUCCCCCGAGAGCCAGAGUGCAGCAGGACCCUCUCAGGGCCAGCCGCUCAGAAACAGCAGCCGCUUAGUGCAAAGGGAGGAACUCCUGGAGAUCCUGAGGACGUUUCACUCUGGGAGGAAGGUCAGGGAAGGCGAAGUCACUGUUGGGCUGGUGGGCUACCCCAACGUCGGGAAGAGUUCGACCAUCAACACCAUCCUGGGCAAGAAGAAGGUCUCUGUGUCGGCCACGCCGGGUCACACCAAGCACUUCCAGACGCUGUAUGUGGAUCCGGCCCUCUGCCUCUGUGACUGCCCUGGCCUGGUGAUGCCCUCCUUUGUCUCCACCAAGGCGGAAAUGAUCUGCAGCGGGAUCUUGCCCAUUGACCAGAUGAGGGACCACGUUCCCCCCGUCUCUCUCGUCUGCCAGCGCAUCCCCCGGGCAGCCCUGGAGGCCACCUACGGGAUCAACAUCAUCCGGCCUCGAGAGGACGAGCCCCCCGAUCGGCCGCCCACGGCUGAGGAGCUGCUGACGGCCUAUGGAUACAUGAGAGGCUUCAUGACAGAUCAUGGGCAGCCGGAUCAGCCCCGCUCGGCUCGCUAUGUGCUGAAGGACUACGUCAGUGGCAAGCUGCUCUACUGCCACCCGCCUCCUGGAACUGACCCCCAGGACUUCCAGUUGUGUCACGAAAGAUGCCCCUUGCAGAGCAAGGCUGGGCAGCAUGAGACCGGGGGGCUGCCUGGCAGGACCCCCAGAGCAAAGCAGAUCGAGAACGUGGUGGACUCUGCCUUCUUCCACCAGGAGAAUGUCCGGGCCCUGACCAGAGGUAGCCAGUGCCUGAUGGGCAACCGAGCGGGAGGCCCCUCUUCCGUGACCGGUGCCGAGGACGCCCGAGGCAAACCCUGGAAGAAGCACGGCAACAGGAACAAGAAGGAGAAGAUCCGCCGCGUCACCAAACACCUGGAGGCUUGACUCCGUGCGCCUCUGCGCCUCCACCUCCACCAGAGAAGAGAGGCAAGAAGAGGCGCCCAGCUCCUGUGGCUGAGCCAAGGAGAGGCGCUCUGGCCCUGUGAGGCUCUCUGGUCAAAAGGCCUGGAAGAGGAGGAGCUGCUUUGCACCCACUUCAUCUUGUGGCCCAAGCCUGGAGCAGGAGGCCAUUCUCCACUUGCUGGCAAUAAAUUUUUCUUACCUUU
This is a messenger RNA of Lacerta agilis (Sand lizard), 2198 nucleotides long. It is a transcript of the gene LSG1, whose product is annotated as large 60S subunit nuclear export GTPase 1. Gene Ontology annotation, cellular component: cytosol. The transcript has 14 exons. Bases 25 to 1977 code for a protein of 650 amino acids. Gene Ontology annotation, biological process: ribosomal subunit export from nucleus. The record is from RefSeq and is a predicted model, not a curated record. Gene Ontology annotation, molecular function: GTP binding; GTPase activity. NCBI's taxonomy places the organism in Eukaryota, Metazoa, Chordata, Lepidosauria, Squamata, Lacertidae.